GAUGAAGGGAGGAGGGAUAGAAGAGCAAAAAUUCAGGUCACCUGUUUCGUGAAAGUUUAUCAUUUGCUUUGAUGACAUGUAAAUUACCUAAAAAUGUAAACUUCUGGGCUCCUGUGUGGAUUGCCAGACCAGGCAGUUAAUGGCUUUGUUUCAGGCAAAACGUCCUUUGAAAAUAAUUGAUCAACCCUACUUCUAAAAUUGUCAACAGAACAUUUUUUUUUUUCAAGUGCUCAGGUGGCUAAAGAACUCUGUACACUUGUUUUACUGCUGCCCUCUUAGUAACUCCGCCGAAAACUUUCCAAGCACACAAGUAGGCCCCCUGGUUUGCCAGUUGUUUUAAGACCUUCUUCCUUUGGUGGUUUCUUAGCCAGUGGAGCACAGAGCAUCCCUAAUGAGGGUCCUGCCCGUGGUGAGGACAUGCAUUCUGAAGAGGAAGGCUUUGCUAUGGAUGAUGAAGAUUCUGAUGGGGAACUGAAUACCUGGGAGCUGUCAGAAGGGGUGUCCCGCUGUCUGCCCAAGGAACAGGCUGCUGAUCUUUUUAAUGAGGACUGGGACUUGGAGUUGAAAGCAGAUCAAGGGAAUCCGUAUGAUGCUGACGACAUCCAGGGUUGCCUUUCUCAAGAGGUCAAACCUUGGGUGUGCUGUGCCCCGCAAGGAGAGAUGAUCUAUGACCCCAGUUGGCACCAUCCACCUCCACUGAUACCCCAUUAUUCCAAGAUGGUCUUUGAAACUGGACAGUUCGAUGAUGCUGAAGACUGAAGGUGAAGCUUUUUGCCUGGCUGGGAGAUGGGUCCCUCAAGAUCAAGGGCUCUCUUCUUUGAGGUGAGAUGUCAUAUCUGAGGAAGUAUUCCCAGUGAUCCCUGAGCCAGGCACACAGACUGGUGUUAAAUAAGGUCCCACUGUCCCCUGGUUCUGUUGUUGUUUUUAAUGAGCUCCUCCUUGGAUGUGUGAGUGUUUCUGUGUCAGGAGGAGGAGUUGUUUUCUUUAUAAAUAAAGGUAGAAAAAAAAAAUCAA
This is a messenger RNA of Miniopterus natalensis, 1014 nucleotides long. NCBI's taxonomy places the organism in Eukaryota, Metazoa, Chordata, Mammalia, Chiroptera, Miniopteridae. The record is from RefSeq and is a predicted model, not a curated record.